Molecule: messenger RNA, 1849 nt
Organism: Cryptomeria japonica (Japanese cedar)
Lineage: Eukaryota; Viridiplantae; Streptophyta; Pinopsida; Cupressales; Cupressaceae
Product: 2,3-bisphosphoglycerate-dependent phosphoglycerate mutase 1
Exons: 8
Coding region: 308-1336 (342 amino acids)
Biological process (GO): glycolytic process
Molecular function (GO): intramolecular phosphotransferase activity
Source: RefSeq, a predicted model, not a curated record
GCGAGAGUUCACCUGGGUUGGGUUGGUCAGAAAAUAACGCCAGAAAUUAGAGCUUUUGUGUUUUCAGGCACUAGUCUUUGUUUGAAGCGGAGAUUACUAAGCUCGGUGUCUGUGUUUUCGUCAAUUCACUUCAAAAUCUCCGUUUCUUUCUAGGCCUGUCAUCGAUCGAAGCGCUGACAGUGUAUCCCGAGGACAAUUUUUCUAUAUAAAUACGCCCAUAAACAUUUUCUUCGCAGAACAGAGUACGAGCUAUCAGCGUAAUAACAAAUUUGGAUCGCGUCGUAGCCGUUUCUGAGCUUCUAAACGGAUGGCUGUUGCAACAGUAAGAGCUGUACCUGUCGCUAUAUCAUCUUACAAUUCACAAAAUUCAGUAAGCUUUGAUGGCUUAUCAAGUAUCACAUCUUCUUCAUAUCCAACAAGGAGGAUUUUUACAAAUGAUAUGACAUUGACAAGCAAGAUUUCUGUUAGAAAGUAUAGGAGAAGUUGUUUGGUAGUAGCACAGGCUUCUCCUGUUUUGGAUCCAAUCUCCUCAACUUCAAAGAAUUCAAAUGAUUCUUCAAAGAAAUCAACUGAAGCAGCCUUGAUUUUGAUCCGUCAUGGGGAGUCAUUGUGGAAUGAGAAAAAUUUAUUUACUGGGUGUGUGGAUGUACCCCUGACACAAAAAGGAGUAGAAGAGGCUGUUGAUGCUGGAAAAAGGAUUAGCAACAUUCCAGUUGAUCUGAUAUUUACUUCUGCAUUGGUUCGGGCUCAGAUGACUGCUAUGCUUGCAAUGACUCAGCACCGCAGGAAAAAGGUGCCAAUAAUAAUACAUAAUGAGAGUGAGCAGGCCAAGGCAUGGAGCAGGAUAUUCAGUGAAGAUACUCAAAAACAGUCUAUUCCAGUCAUAACAGCUUGGCAACUCAAUGAGCGCAUGUAUGGAGAAUUGCAAGGACUGAAUAAACAAGAAACAGCUGAUAGAUAUGGGAAGGAAAAAGUCCACGAAUGGCGUCGCAGUUAUGAUAUUCCUCCUCCAAAUGGUGAAAGCCUUGAAAUGUGUGCAGAACGUGCUGUUGCCUAUUUUAAGGAACAGAUUGAGCCUCAACUUCGGGGUGGGAAAAAUGUGUUAAUUGCAGCUCAUGGAAAUUCUCUGCGGUCUAUAAUAAUGUAUCUGGACAAGCUGACAUCCCAGGAGGUUAUAAGCCUUGAACUAUCGACUGGAAUCCCCAUGCUUUACAUUGUUAAGGAAGGCAAAUUUAUUAGACGGGGAAGUCCUAUUGCACCUUCAGAGGCAGGAGUUUAUGCAUUUACUAGGAAUUUGGCUCUCUACAGGCAAAAGCUGGAUAAUAUGGUACACUGAUGUUUUGAACAGGUCAUACAGAAGAGCAGUCAUUUUAAACAUUGUUGGCAAACAGGGCAGAAUUUAUAGGACUAAAAAAAUUUGCCCAUGAAUUUGGUUUCAUCAGAGACCUUUGGUAUUAGAUUUUACAUGUUAUCUUUUUCUUUGUAGCCUGUAGGUAUUAUGGAUUUUCAUCUUUAUACAUUCUUUAGAAGCAAUCCACUAAUAAAGCAUGUUCAACCUAAAUAUAUGAUUAGAACUAUUUGUUCACAAGAGCGAACAACAAAUCCUUUGUCAUUAUUAUCAUAAGCAUAAAAGUAGAUGGAGCAAGUCAAAAGUUCUACUAGGUUUCCUGGAUUUCAGCAUUAUUUUGAGUGGGUAUUGUAAGUUACACUACAAUACUAGAUGUACUGUCAUUUGAGGCAGGGUGCCAGGUCUGAGUUGGACAAAUAUUGUAUAUUAAGAGAACUGUGUAUCCAUUGAAUGCACUGGUAUGACUCAAAGCAAUACUUGAGAAUCUGAGAUUAUAUUGCA